Molecule: messenger RNA, 2031 nt
Organism: Oryza sativa Japonica Group (Japanese rice)
Lineage: Eukaryota; Viridiplantae; Streptophyta; Magnoliopsida; Poales; Poaceae
Source: RefSeq, a predicted model, not a curated record
GGGGGGCGCGCUCUGGGCGCUAGCUAGCUAGGGCAAGGGUCGGAGCCCGCGAGCGCCGCCGUCGCCGCCCGCCUGCCACCACCUGCUGCCGCCGGUCUUCGCCGACCGAGGCGCGUGCGUGCGUUCGCGGGUGCGCGUCGAGGGAGGGGAAGCACGCCACCACCACGCGCGACUCGCUACUUGGCGACGACGACGCCGAGGCCGAGGAGGCGGACAAGCGCGGUUCACCAGGCGUACGGCGCCGCCGAAGGGGGUCGAGAAUCCCGCGUCGCUCGCGGGCGGGCGCUGAGGAAGCCAGGAAGGCCGCCGAAACAUAGCGGCCACACCUGCUGCUCUGCUCCCUCUGCGUGCGGCGCCCGGUGAGGUAGUCGGGGUCGAAGCGCGUCAAGUCGAGGGAGGCGAACCUGCGCCCGCGGCUGAUCGAUCGAGGCCCUCGCCGCCGCGCGCCCGCCUCGAUCGAGAGCCCUUCUGCAUUUGAUCGUCUGAACUCAGCUCAGGUGUGAUUAAGGACAAGACAUACUCAAGCUAUUUGGAAGACAACCGUGAGUUUCAUGCAUGGCCAAGGUUUCAGAUAACGAAAGGUAUCCAGUUGAAGUAAGCAAUAUUUCAAAGGAGGGGGAGGUGGAGGUCGUUAACAACAAUGUGAAGUUAAUCUGUUAUAGGGAUCCUGUUCCAGGGACUACAAAAUUCAAUUACCCAUUUUAUUAUGCUUCAGUUUAUGAUCUCUUAAAUCCUAAAACUGCGAUAGAUCAAAGCAUUAGGCAAUAUGUUGUCCUUCGAAGAAAGCCACUUCAAGAUGCAUAUGACACAUUCAACUUCUUGAGCCUUUGUGAACACCCGAACAUCCUUAAGCCCUAUGGAUUUUGGGAGGAUAAUGAUAACAAAGGUUUUAUUGCAUUUCCACGUGUCAAAGGCACAUUAGGUAACCUUCCAACAGAUGAGUUGUUCUCUGUGGAGAUCGAUGCGAAUAAGGUUACCUGGCUCAAAGGCUUUUCUCCAAGUGGCAUGCAAAUAAUCAGAGAUAUUGUGAGCUCGGUUCACUAUGUGAACGAGCGGUAUCCUCAAGCUGGCACUAGUUCUAGUGGAAGUGCCAUACCGCCACUUACGAUGUUUCCACUAGAACUUGCCUCUCACAAAAUUUUAUAUGAGAAGAUUCCAACAGGAGAAUACAAGAUUUUUCUUGGAGAUAUAUCCACGACUAACCAUUGGCCAAAAACAAUGAAAAAGAACUUUUCAGUUGAAGAUCUCAAGAGGCACAACUGGAAUUGCCUGGGAAAAUACAUUUCAACUAUCAUGGCCGGCCAUAAGCCCAAUACUGAAUUGAUACAUCUUGUAGAUGUCCUGAUAAAGAUUUGAGGAUAUUCUCUGGGAACCUGCACUAUGGGGAUCGAAAAUCAAAAUGCGUUUUGUUAGAGAGAUAGUUUGGUGCUUAGAGAAUGACAAAACAGGAGGAAGAAAGUCAACACUCUCCAAACUAUCUCCAUUGGGUCUACAGGAUUGUAUCACCAAGCUUGGACUUAACUACAACGAAGCUAAAAGUUUGUUGAGCUCCGUCAUGCUUCUAAGAAAUAAGAUUGUCGCCCACCAAGAUGAUCCUUAUCAAAAUUACACUGGACCCAAGGAGCAAAUUGGCGUGGCUAAAGCCCUCUUGGAGAAGCUUGUGUUAGACUCCAAGCCUGCUUACAUGAUAAAGCUCAUCGAAGAGAUCCGAAAGCUUAACUGGAUAGGAGAGUCACCACUUGUUAGAAGCCUUACGAGCUACGUGAAAGCAUUCGACCCCAAUCUCAAGAUCAGGACUUCAUGAGACUUAUGGUGGUACUGCGACUGAUAUGGUGGUUUUUGGGUGUUUGUGGUGUACUUACCUGGAAUAGUUGCUUAUCUGAUUCUGAUGUAUAUAUAGUCUGUCAGACGUAAUCUGUGCAUGUUUUCUUCCAGGAUGGAUAACUUAGGUGUACGGUGCAAAUGUUUUUCGGUAAUAAAUAGAGCUAUAUUGUUGCCUUACCUGCCUAGGGUGACUUGUUUCAGGGAUAA